GCACUCUUAACUAUAUUUUAUUAAUACCCUUCUGAAAUCCGGUCCGAACGGUCUCACUUACUCCUGAGUCCCGAGUCCUGACACUCAACUCACCCUACAUCCAACCCAACCCAACCCAACCCAAAGGGUUCUCUCUCUCUCUCCGUCUCUCGAGCUCCGAGAGAAGCAAAAUCUAAAAGCAUACAAGGACACACACAGACUGACAGACAAAGACGUUACUCUAGACCAGAAGCACGUUACAACUUCAAAAGCUCCGCCAAUACAAGAGCAAAGUGAAGCCAAGUUGAAGAUAAAAACACUUUGUUUUGCUCAGCUCUGAGAGAAGGGCGAUUUUCAGCAAUGGCUAGAGGAUUUCAGCUUACUUUUGCCAUUUCUUUGUUGUUUCUGCUUCUGGGUUUUUGCCGAGGAAGUACGGUUGGAGUUUGCUAUGGAAGAAAUGCUGAUGACCUCCCAACACCUGAUAAAGUAGCACAGCUGGUUCAACAACAUAACAUCAAAUAUCUAAGGAUCUAUGAUUCUAAUAUCCAGGUCCUCAAAGCUUUUGCAAAUACUGGAGUUGAACUCAUGAUUGGGGUCCCAAAUUCAGAUUUAUUGCCAUUUUCACAGUUCCAAUCCAAUGCAGAAACCUGGCUGAAGAACAGCAUCCUUCCAUACUAUCCAGCCACUAAGAUCACAUACAUAACUGUUGGUGCUGAAGUCACAGAAAUCCCCGGUAAUACCUCUAAACUAGUUGUGCCUGCAAUGCAAAAUGUCCUCGCGGCAUUAAAAAAAGCUGGUCUGCAGAAAAGGAUUAAAGUUUCAACUACCCAUUCCCUUGGGGUUUUGUCCCGAUCAUUCCCACCUUCUGCAGGGGCCUUUAAUAGCAGCUUUGCAUUUUUCCUGAAACCCAUGCUGGAAUUCCUUGCCGAGAACCAGUCACCUUUUAUGAUAGAUAUAUAUCCAUACUAUGCAUAUAGAGAUUCUUCCACCAAUGUGUCUCUAGAUUAUGCUCUAUUUCAGUCAUCCUCAGAAGUCAUAGAUCCGAACACUGGCUUGCUUUACACAAACAUGUUUGAUGCACAGAUUGAUGCUCUUUACUUUGCACUUAUGGCUCUGAAUUUCCGAACAAUCAAGGUUAUGGUAACUGAAACUGGCUGGCCCUCCAAAGGUUCACCAAAAGAGACGGCUGCAACUCCUGAUAAUGCACAGACUUAUAACACCAAUCUGAUCCGACAUGUCAUAAAUGACACAGGCACUCCUGCAAAGGCUGGACAGGAGCUAGAUGUGUAUAUUUUCUCAUUGUUCAAUGAGAACAGGAAACCUGGGUUGGAAUCUGAGAGAAAUUGGGGUUUGUUUUAUCCAGACCAGACAAGCGUCUAUAACCUGGAUUUAACUGGGAAAGGAGCAGUUGAUAUGACACCAGAUUCAAAUGUUACUAGUCUGAAUGGAACUACAUGGUGCAUAGCCUCCACCAAGGCUUCUGAAAAGGAUUUGCAGAGUGCAUUAGAUUGGGCAUGCGGCCCUGGGAAUGUGGACUGCUCUGCUAUUCAGCCUAGCCAGCCUUGUUUUGAACCAGAUACUCUACUCUCUCAUGCAUCUUUCGCAUUCAACAGUUACUACCAGCAGAAUGGGGCUUCCGAUAUUGCUUGUAGUUUUGGAGGGAAAGGGGUCAAAGUUGACAAAAAUCCAAGCUAUGACAAUUGCUUGUAUAUGACCGCGGGGGCAAACAAAACUGCAGCCAGCAGCAAUACAACAGCGAUAUCUUCUACUUCUUCCUCUGCACGUAAUGUGGCCUUUACAUGGACUACAAGUUUUUUACUUGUGACUUUUCUGUCAAUCCUCUUGAAUAUUGAAGGAUCUGUGAAGAGUUCGAUACUAAUAUGAGAGUGGUGCCUCUCUGAGUUGGAGGAGAAAUACUGAUCUGGACAAUUUUCCGUAGAAGUUUUGAUGGGAGAAAAUGUAACUACAGUGGAGGAAUUCGCCCUCUGGUUUUGUAUGAUAUUUGAUAGCUAUCACCGCUUCAUUCCAGUAGUUAAGAUUAAUUAUAUGUUUUUGCACAUAUCUUGCAGCUUUUGAUUGUUGCAUAUUGCUUGUAUUAAAGGGACUGCAAUUUCGAGUAUGCUGUUUCAGAUUUAACAAUA
This is a messenger RNA of Pistacia vera, 2120 nucleotides long. Its product is annotated as glucan endo-1,3-beta-glucosidase 13-like. The transcript is spliced from 4 exons. Lineage: Eukaryota; Viridiplantae; Streptophyta; Magnoliopsida; Sapindales; Anacardiaceae. The record is from RefSeq and is a predicted model, not a curated record. Bases 340 to 1863 code for a protein of 507 amino acids. Gene Ontology annotation, biological process: carbohydrate metabolic process. Gene Ontology annotation, molecular function: hydrolase activity, hydrolyzing O-glycosyl compounds. Gene Ontology annotation, cellular component: plasma membrane.